This is a messenger RNA of Seriola dumerili (greater amberjack), 476 nucleotides long. It is a transcript of the gene dpy30, whose product is annotated as dpy-30, histone methyltransferase complex regulatory subunit. The record is from RefSeq and is a predicted model, not a curated record. The coding region runs from base 59 to 373 and encodes 104 amino acids. Gene Ontology annotation, cellular component: Set1C/COMPASS complex. The transcript has 5 exons. NCBI's taxonomy places the organism in Eukaryota, Metazoa, Chordata, Actinopteri, Carangiformes, Carangidae.
UAAUGUUAAAGCAGAAUCUACUUACGCCGGGUUUCUCGCGUAAACAUCCACAACAAACAUGGCGGACGAUCACACAGACGCAGAUCAGUCGAUGGAGGGACACACUCCUGUGUCUGAAAACCCUCACGCAGAGUACGGCCUGACAGACAACAUCCAGAGGACGGGGGAGAACGAGAAGGCGAGUGCAGAGAAGCUGUCUAAGCAGAAGGUGGACCUGCAGGCCCUGCCCACCAGAGCGUACCUGGACCAGACCGUGGUCCCCAUCCUGCUGCAGGGCCUGUCAGUGCUCGCCAAAGAGAGACCUCCGAACCCCAUCGAGUACCUGGCGGCGUUCCUGCUCAAGAACAAAUCUCAGUUUGAAGAGAGAAGUUAGAGCGGCGUGUGUUGGACGCUGCAGCUCGUCUCAGCUCCUGUGUUGGUUCAUGAACCGUUAGACUGUUUUUUUAUUUCAUCAGAAUAAACAUGUUGAUGUGAAA